Molecule: messenger RNA, 1449 nt
Organism: Linum tenue
Lineage: Eukaryota; Viridiplantae; Streptophyta; Magnoliopsida; Malpighiales; Linaceae
Source: the annotation of a GenBank genome assembly
AUGGUAGCAUUCUCAGCGCAAGGACACCUCAACCCAAUGCUCCGACUCGGCAAACGCCUAAUCUCCCACGGCCUCCACGUCACCAUCGCCACCACCCACCUUCAACCCGGCCGCCGCCUCUUCAAACCCUCCUCCUCCUCCUCCGCCACGGGCCACGACAUCGACUUCCUCUUCUACUCCGACGGCCUCGACGGCCGCAAGGUCGACAUCGACACCUUCAUGGACUCCUUGUCCCAACACGGUCCCACCAACCUCACCAAACUAAUCCACCAAAAUUACCAUACCGCCCCCUCUGACGCUAACAACAGCACCGGAACCCGCAAAACGCGGCGGCGGCGGCGGCUUUGCUGCAUAGUCAGCAACCCUUUCGUCCCCUGGGCAGCCAACGUGGCACACGACCUCGGCAUCCCCUGCGCCAUGCUCUGGAUCCAGCCUGUCGCCCUCUACGCCGUCUACUACCGUUACUACCGCAACCUGAACCCGUUUCCUACCUUAACGGACCCCGACCUGACCGUCAACCUGCCCGGGCUGCCCCCGCUGCGGACCGAGGACCUCCCGUCCUUCGUCCUGCCCACCAACACCUUCGGCGCGUUCUCCAAGCUGUUCUCCGAAAUGUUCGGAGCCAUGGAGAAGCACGCGUCGUGGGUUUUGGCGAAUUCGUUCCACGCGCUGGAGGCGGAUGUCAUCAUCAACUCGUCGAAAGAUCUCUUCCCGGUCGUCCCCGUGGGCCCACUCGUGGACCCCUCGCUUCUGGGGAAGGGAGAAGAGGAGGAAGCGGACGGGGCGGUCAACCUGUGGGAGGUUGACCACUCCUGCAUGGAAUGGCUUGAUGAACAAGCAGCCGGGAGCGUGGUGUACGUGUCAUUCGGGAGUCUGGCCACGUUAUCGGCCGACCAGUCCGCCAGCCUGGAGAGGGCUCUGAAGGAAGGGAGGUGGCCGUUCGUUUGGGUGGUGAAGGGGACGGAGGCCGGGGAGCUGUCCACGUCGAGCGGAGGAGGACAAGGGAUUGUGGUGGCGUGGGCCCCACAGACGAAGGUGCUGGCCCACCGGGCGGUGGGAUGUUUCGUGACGCACGGCGGGUGGAACUCCACGCUGGAGGCGGUGGCGGCGGGGGUGCCGAUGGUGGUGUAUCCUCAAUGGUCGGACCAGCCGACCAACGCGAAGCUUGUGGAGGAUGUUUUUGGGGUGGGAGUGAGGGUUAGGGAAAAUGGAGACGUGAAGAUGGUAGUUGGGAGUGAGGAGAUGGGGAGGGCUAUACGGGAGGUUAUGGAUGGGCCGAAGUCGGAGCAGAUUAAGGGUAACGCGAGGAGGUUGAAGAUAGCGGCGGGGGAAGCCGUGGCCGCCGGCGGAGAGGGGACGUCGAAGGUGAGUGUGAGGAAGUUUGUGGACGAGAUUGUUGGGAGGUCGUGUUCUUCCAGUGGGCCAUGUUGUGGUGAAGGGAUUAGCUAA